AGGUUAGUGGUUCGUCAGUGUGCAGAGCGGGUAGAAGGAAGAUUAAAGAUUGGUGAUGGUGUCGUGUUACACGAUCGAGAUGCUCCUGGUUUGUUGGACAAAUUAGAUACAAUUGAGGAAUAUCUCAAAGAGAAAUCAGACUCAUAUCAGGAUAGCAUCGAAGAGAAUAGCGAUAAAAGAGCAUCAUUUGCACCGUGGGGUGGAAAACGUGCUUCGUUUGCGCCAUGGGGAGGGAAACGCGCUUCAUUUGCUCCUUGGGGUGGAAAACGAGCUUCAUUCGCCCCUUGGGGUGGAAAACGAGCUUCAUUUGCUCCUUGGGGUGGCAAAAGGAAUGAUGAAUCUUUGACAGACGAAGAGAAAAGAGCUUCAUUCGCUCCUUGGGGCGGAAAACGAGCUUCAUUUGCUCCUUGGGGUGGAAAACGAGCUUCGUUCGCUCCUUGGGGUGGAAAACGAGCUUCGUUUGCUCCAUGGGGUGGCAAAAGAGCUUCGUUUGCUCCAUGGGGAGGCAAGAGAGCGGAUAACAGUGAAACCGAAAAUGAUAAAAGGGCAGCAUUUGCUCCGUGGGGAGGCAAACGCACAAGUGAUGUUUCUGAGAGUGAACUAGAAGAAGAGAAAAGAGCGUCAUUCGCGCCUUGGGGUGGAAAGCGGGCUGCUUUUGCACCAUGGGGCGGCAAGAGAGCAUCAUUCGCACCAUGGGGAGGGAAACGAAGUGCAGAUAACACCGUUGAGGAAGAUGACGAUAUCAAAAGAGCAGCGUUUGCGCCAUGGGGUGGAAAACGAGCAUCGUUCGCCCCGUGGGGAGGCAAACGCGCAUCUAAACGAUCUCUAAUCCAAAAAACCCGAUGCAAGUAUUUGGCAAUUGUUAGCUGCUGGUUAAUUAGUACACACGUUCACACUGAACGGUUUCCCCGGAGAAAGGAAGAUCCAAGCCAUUGGAAUCCCCGGGGCUGGGACGAUACAAGCCUAUAG
Owenia fusiformis is the source of this 969-nucleotide messenger RNA. Lineage: Eukaryota; Metazoa; Annelida; Polychaeta; Sabellida; Oweniidae. The record is from the annotation of a GenBank genome assembly.